Messenger RNA from Brassica oleracea var. oleracea, 1311 nucleotides. Its product is annotated as dehydrodolichyl diphosphate synthase 5-like. Lineage: Eukaryota; Viridiplantae; Streptophyta; Magnoliopsida; Brassicales; Brassicaceae. The record is from RefSeq and is a predicted model, not a curated record. Gene Ontology annotation, cellular component: chloroplast stroma. Gene Ontology annotation, biological process: plastid membrane organization; response to cold; polyprenol biosynthetic process. The transcript has 4 exons. Bases 275 to 1186 code for a protein of 303 amino acids.
UGUUAACAUUAUACUUUUUAUAAAACAUUUUACUUUCCCUAGUUUGUAGAUACAACUGGGAUGCCAAUUCUUUUAAUAAUCACGUGAGAAACCAUUUAGCAAUUUUCAAGUGUUGUAGGAUCUUAUUAAACCUUAAAUACGUAUGACCUGUCUUUGUGUAGAAAAGCGAGGGAGCGAGAGAGAGAAAGUGUUACAUUGAUCAUGAGCGUCUUUGAACGCGAAGCUCUUUAAGUACAUAUAGUCGAGUGCUUCAAUUCGGAAAAAAGGAAAAGAAAUGGAACAAAUGGUGUAUAUAGUCUCUGUUGUUUUCACUUGUCUUGCUCUACUUAUCAUCCCGGUUAUCAUCGUAACUCGGCGUCUUAGUGUUCGUCUCUCCUUCAAAAACAUCCUCAGAUUCAUUAAACUCGUAGCUUCUCAACUUGAUGAUGAGGAAGAGAAUAACGAGAAAAGUGGUACAAUAGGAGAGGAAGAUAAACGCCGGAGACUGCCAAAGCACGUGGCGAUUAUAUUGGACGGGAACAGACGCUGGGCGGAGAAACGAGGUCUCGGUACAUCGGAAGGCCACCAGGCCGGAGCGAGGAGGCUUAUAGAGAAUGCUAAGGACUGUUUCGCUAUGGGGAUAAACACUGUCUCACUCUUUGCUUUCUCCACCGAAAAUUGGGCAAGACCUGAGGAUGAAGUUAACGGCCUGAUGGCCCUGUUUGAGAAACAUUUGAGGUCUGAGAUGGCUUUCUUCCGAAGUGAUAAAAUCAAGAUCUCGGUGAUUGGAAACCGGACGAAAAUCUCCCAAUCGCUUCUAGGUUUGAUAACAGAAGCAGAGGAAGCUACAAAGAACUACGAAGAGAAGCAUCUCAUUAUAGCAAUAGACUAUAGUGGAAGAUUUGAUAUUUUACAAGCGUGCAAAAGUCUUGCAGAAAAGGCGAAAAACGGGCUGAUCCAAGUAGAGGACAUUGACGAGGAUGUGAUGGAGAAAGAGUUGAUGACAAACUGUAGUGAGUUCCCAAACCCUGACCUAUUGAUUAGAACGAGCGGAGAGCAAAGGAUCAGUAACUUCUUCUUAUGGCAAUCUGCUUACACUGAGCUCUACUUUCCUAACGUUCUAUGGCCUGACUUCGGCGAGUCUGAGUAUCUUGAGGCCUUGACUUGGUAUCAGCAAAGGCAGAGGCGAUUCGGUCUACGAGUUUAGAGUUUCAAUUUCAUGUCUUACAAAUAAAUUGUUUCAAGUAUACUAGUGGUCCGGUUGUUUCAAACCUAUACUUUGCGUUUGUUUUUGUACGUUUACUAAUUAUAACCUACCAUUUCACAGUGAUU